CCAUAUUAUUUGACACGGGGAUUUUGAAUACAAUGAAUUCAAAAAAGAAUGGGGUUUGGUGGUUAAAGUGUUCAGAGAGGAUGAGAGGAAAACGGUGGACCCGCGAAUAGGAAUGACUUCGUCUCCUCGCUUCCUUCGCUCCCCUUCCCCCCCCCCCCGCCUUCUGAACACUCUCUCUGUCGUCCAUACCCACGGAUUGGUAUUAUCCUCAGACUCUCUUCAAUGAACUUGCUGUGAUCACAGUAUCCGGCGAGUUUUAGUUUUUAUCAACUCGGUCUCUCCUGGAAUGAAUGGCUGUUGGCCUCGCUGAUCAAUCCACGAGAGGCUUGAGGACUCCACCGGUCUUCCACUAUCCAACGAAAUCAACGAACAAUCAGGGCCUUCAUCGCUGCUCGUGGGAUUUAGCUGCCCCGCAGGGUAGAUUACAUCUGUCUCUUGCGGGCAAUGGCGGAGGUUGACGGAAAACUCCUUCGGAAGGAUUCCAUCCAGGAAUCCCCCCUUAAUAAUUUGGACAAUCGCGACGAUGGCAUCCUCAGUGAUACCGACGCGGAGAAGAUUCUCCCCUAUGAAGCGGACGACUCACCAUUCCCAGAGGUUCGUGCCGUCAUUCAACCGGUAGACGAUGUAAAGUUGCCUGUUAGUACGGUCCGGAUGUGGACUAUUGGCAUUGUUUUUACGAUUGUGGGAAGCGGAUUGAAUCAGUUCUUCAGCCUGCGACAACCAAGUGUCUCGAUAACUGCUCUGGUUGCCCAGCUGCUGGCCUAUCCGAUUGGAUGUGCUUGGGCACGCUGGAUACCUUUGGGUUGGCUCAACCCAGAUCGCAACUUCAAUAUUAAAGAACAUGCCUUGAUCACAAUUAUGGCCAACGUCUCGUUUGGGUCGGCGGCGGCUACCCAGAUAAUCGAGGCGAUGAUUAAAUUCUACGACAUGCCCUCGCAGGGUGGAUUUGAGGUUCUGUUGUCUAUCACCACCCAGUUAUUUGGGUUUGGCCUCGCUGGGAUGGUCUCGCGCUGGCUUGUUGAGCCAGCUACAAUGAUCUGGCCCCAGGCGCUCUCAAAUGCCGCCCUGCUGACAACCCUGCACUCAAACUGCAACCAAGUUGCUGAUAGUUGGGUUAUAACACGCCCAAGGUUCUUUCUUCUGGUCUUCAUUGGUGGAGCCUUAUGGUACUUUGUUCCAGGUUACCUCUUCACAGCCCUUAGCAUGUUCAGUUUCAUUUGCUGGAUUGUGCCUACUAAUGUUGUGGUCAACCAGCUCUUCGGCCAGCGAUCCGGGCUUGGUAUGUCGCUGUUAACGUUCGACUGGGCGCAGGUCGUCUUCGCCAACCAAAGCCCUCUACUUGUUCCAUUCUGGGCGGGGUUGAACGUCAUGGGAUCAUUUGCGUUGUUCUUUUGGGUUAUUGUUCCGAUCGUUUAUUAUAGAAACACCUGGGACUCUGCCUACCUACCAGUGCUGGACCCCAAUACCUUCGAUAAUACUGGCCAUCCUUACAACACUAGCCGUGUCAUGAACAGCGAUGGCACAGUGAACACUCAAGCAUAUCGCAAUUACUCACCUAUGUUUCUGCCGGCGGGAUAUGCUAUAACAUACGGUGUAGCAUUCGCCAACCUUACGGGGAUCUUCGUCCAUACCGCGUUGUACCACGGGAAGGAUUUGCUUGAGCAAUGGAGAGGACGCAACAAGAAGGAUAUCCACGCACGACUGAUGGAAUCUUAUGCACCUGUUCCUUGGUGGUGGUUUGCUGCAGUGACUCUUGUGGUAUUUGCAUUGAGCAUUGUCACUAAUGAAGUAUGGCAUACGGGGUUACCAGCGUGGGCAGUCUUAUUGGUAUUCAUAAUGCCUAUGGUAUACUUCAUCCCUGUGGGGAUUAUCAAGGCCGUGACAAAUAUUACGAGCAAUCAACUAAAUCUCAUUACGGAAUUCAUUGGGGGCUAUGCAUUUCUUGGAAGACCCAUUGCGAACAUGGCUUUUAAGUUCUACGGCUAUGUGGCUGUAUCCCAGGGUCUAGAGUUCGUGGCUGAUAUGAAAUUAGCGCACUAUCUUCAUAUCGCACCUCGUACACUGUUCGCCGCGCAGGGAUUGGCAACACUUAUCGGGGCCGUUGUUCAGUGUGGUGUGACAGUGUUCAUGCUCACCCAUAUUGAUGGUAUCUGCACACGAGACGCUGAGGGCGGAUUCUCCUGCCCCCAUGGCAUGGUGACUUACUCGUCCUCUCUCAUUUGGGGUGUCCUUGGGCCUGGCCGCAGUUUCUCGCCGGGCCAGAUGUAUGGGAACCUCCUGUGGUUCUUUCUUGUUGGCCCGGUGGUCGUAAUCAUCACGUAUCUCCUAGGCCGCCGAUGGAAGCAAUUUAAUUACAUCUCGUGGCCCGUGGCAUUCGGAGCGAUGGGUCAAGUUCCUCCCGCUACGGGCAUUAACUUUUCUUCCUGGUGGGUUGUGAACGUGAUUUUUAAUGGAAUUAUCAAGCGACGCCGACCAGCUUGGUGGUCUAAGUACAAUUAUGUGCUCAGCGCAGCUUUAGACUCCGGUGUCGCUGUGUCCACCGUGAUCAUAUUCUUCUGCAUCUUGUUACCUGCUGGGCCUCUACGCUGGUGGGGGAAUUCUGUGUUCAGGAAUACGGCAGACGGUCUAGGUAUCCCGUGGAAGCGUCUACCCCCCGGGGAACAUUUUGGUCCGACUACUUGGGAGUAGCAACUCAAUAUACAUUGAUUUUAGGUAAAUAGUAGAAUAAAU
This is a messenger RNA of Aspergillus ochraceoroseus IBT 24754, 2730 nucleotides long. It is a transcript of the gene optF, whose product is annotated as small oligopeptide transporter, OPT family. Gene Ontology annotation, biological process: transmembrane transport. The transcript has 6 exons. The record is from RefSeq and is a predicted model, not a curated record. Lineage: Eukaryota; Fungi; Ascomycota; Eurotiomycetes; Eurotiales; Aspergillaceae. The coding region runs from base 445 to 2688 and encodes 747 amino acids. Gene Ontology annotation, molecular function: oligopeptide transmembrane transporter activity.